GGUCUCGAUACCACCAUCUCAGCAGAUGUACAAGCACCAAUCCUUGAAACGUUCGGAGACAUUGAGAAACUCUCAUGGGUUGGUAUUGGUUUUCCUAUGGGAAGUGUGUCAAUCGUUCUGCUGGUUGGAGCUCUCUUUGCACUAUUCGAGAUCAAAUGGAUGUUCAUCGGCAGUCUCGUAUUGUUCGAAGCUGGUUCUGCACUUUGUGGAGCUGCACCUGAUAUGAACGCGCUGAUCGUUGGUCGGGUUGUAGCUGGUAUGGGUGGCGCUGGCAUGUAUCUGGGGGCGUUGACUUACAUCACAACCUUCACGAGCAAGAAAGAACAACCCAUCUACAACGCCUUAAUCGGCCUAUGCUGGGGCACAGGUUGUAUCCUAGGGCCUGUCGUCGGCGGAGGCUUUUCCGACAGCUCUGCGACCUGGAGAUGGGCCUUCUAUAUCAACCUACCCUUGGCUGCUGUCAUGUCUCCUGUGUACCUCUUUCUUCUGCCAACUCACAACCCAAGGCCGGACACCAGUGCUAAGCAGAAGCUCGCCACAAUUGACUGGCUGGGUGCUUUCCUGUUUGCCGGCAUGUUCUCUAUCUUGCAAGUUGCGCUCACAUUCAGCGGCUCGUUGUGGAAAUGGAACGAAGCUGGCCCAAUCGCGCUCUGGGUUGUCUUUUUCGUCUUCCUGGUCGCCUUUGUUGUGCAGCAAGCCUUCUGUAUCGGCACCGUACCUUCGCGCCGUCUGUUUCCUGUUCACUUCCUGAAGAGCAGAACUUUGGUACUACUUUAUGCUGGUACAGCGGCGUCUUCGACUGGGCUUGCCCUCGGUGUCUACUAUAUUCCCAUCUUCUUCCAGUUCACAAGGGGCGACUCACCGAUCAAGGCUGCUGUCCGACUACUACCUUACAUCUGCGUCUUUGUCGCAUCAGUCAUGCUCAGUGGCGGUCUCCUACCAGUCCUUGGUCGCUACCAACCUUUCUACAUCGUUAGUGGUGUGCUAUUGGUCAUCGGUGGCGCUCUGAUGCAUACCGUCCAUCUAGACACUUCGGCAUCGAAGAUCUAUGGAUUUGAGGUCCUGAUGGCUUGUGGAGCAGGCUUGAGCAUGCAAGUAGCCUACUCCGUUGCUGUCGCCGUUGCCGAUACAGUCGACACUCUGAACGCAGUUGGUUUUAUUAACGUGGCUCAGAUCGGGUCGAUCAGCAUUGGCCUGAGUAUUGCUGGUUGUCUGUACCAGAACAUCGGGUUUGACAACAUCAAGAACGCCGUAUCGGCAUAUCACUUUUCAGAUGCUGAGAUUAGAGCUGCACUUGGUGGUGCUCAUUCUGCUAUAUUGGCUAGUGGAGACUUGGAAUUGAUGCGUCUGGUGCUCGAGGCCAUCGCUUCUACACUCAGAGAUAUCUGGGUUUUGAGCAUUGUGGCUGGCGCAGUCGCUCUUUUGAGCGGUAUGUUUAUGAAGAGAGAGAAGCUCAAUCUGGAGAUGACCGCAGGAGGUUGA
This is a messenger RNA of Aureobasidium melanogenum CBS 110374, 1482 nucleotides long. RefSeq names its product MFS general substrate transporter. The annotation marks the transcript as partial. Gene Ontology annotation, biological process: transmembrane transport. NCBI's taxonomy places the organism in Eukaryota, Fungi, Ascomycota, Dothideomycetes, Dothideales, Saccotheciaceae. The transcript is spliced from 2 exons. Gene Ontology annotation, molecular function: transmembrane transporter activity. The record is from RefSeq and is a predicted model, not a curated record.